CAACUGUAUGAAUGAUCCGCAAUGUACAUGCAGGAUAAUGGCAACUCCUUCACCCUAGCUGUCUUUGUAAGCUGCCUUUUUCUCGCGAUUUCCCGAGUGUCGCGUCUCUCGCUAAUGCCAGCGCAAAUUGGGAGGACUGUCCUCGAAUGCCAACAGCUGGUGAUCCCCUGUCCCCCGGCUUACGCAAAAGGGUGCCUCACAACCCCGACUCGCACGCUCCCCCGAUGUCCGUCCGUAGCCGCUCUGCUGUGAGCAAUGUCCGACCAGUUCUCUGAGGCAUAUUGUCGUGCAGCAAAAAUGUCUCUUAUAAACUGCAUUCUCCUUUUUGCUGCCGCAGUGCAAGCAAAGCGAGUUGUCCACAACUGGGACAUCACCUACUUGAACACCAGCCGCGGCCUGGACCAGGCGCCGAAGCGCGGCAUCACUGUCAAUGGAAAGUUCCCGCUGCCCAUUGUCGAAGCCGAAGUCGGUGACCUUCUGGUGCUCAAUGUCCACAACUCGCUCGACGUGCCCACUUCUCUGCAUGCCCAUGGUAUCUACCAGCAUGGCACCAACUACUACGAUGGUGUUGGCAUGUUCACCGAGUGCUCAAUUGCCCCCGGCAGCAACUUCACGUACGAGAUCCCCCUGAAGCAGUCAGGAACCCAUUGGAUCCAUGGACACACAGCCGAGCAGAACUUUGACGGACUGCGCACGCCCCUCAUCAUCCGUGACCCCCGGGAGCGCUGGGACUACGAUGACGAGUACUUGUUUGUGCUUGAGGACUGGUCGCCAUGGACCAUGCAGCAGUCAAUGGAUUUCCUGCUGAAACCGAACCUGGCCGGCCUGCCCCUCAACCCGCCGCCCCACGGCCUCAUCAACGGAGUCAAUGGCACGCUUACCAAGCCCAUCAAAUUUGAGCCUGGAAAGACCUACCGCAUUCGCCUUCUCCCGAUGACCAGUUUCCCGAACCUCGAGUUUGUCAUUGACGACCACGACCUGAUUCUGUACGAAAUCGAUGGCGUGCGCACAAAGCCCAAGACGCUGAAGACCAUCCGUGUUACCCCUGGACAGCGCGCCUCGGUGCUGGUCAAGGCAAAGCGGUCAAGGUCGAACAACUACUCGUACCAUGUCACCAUGAACUCGCCGGGAACGCCUGUGCUCGCUGGUGCCCUGCCAUUCACAUUCAAUGGCACUGUCGAGUACGACCCCAAGGCGCCGCUGGCUCCCACCACUGUGAUUCCGUCUGAGGAGUUCGAUGAGCUCACCGCCGAGUCGCUCGACUACCUGCCAGCGCUCCAGACCGACCGCUCACUCUUCAUGAACGCCACGUGGGGAUUCACGCCAGACGUCGUCCUGUACGAUACCUUCGACUAUGUUGAGUUCCGCGCACCCAAGGUCCCAACACUGUUCAGCGCACUGACCAUGGGUGACAAGGCCAAGAACCCGCUCGUCUACGGCCCACAGACAAAUGCCAGGGUGCUAAAAUACAACGAGGUCAUUGAAAUAGUCCUGUUCACUAUGGCUUCUCGCCUCUUCGCCGCUGAUACUGUGUUCCUUGGUCCAUUCCAGUAUGUUGUGAUUCGCUUCCGCGCCGACAAUCCGGGUGUGUGGCUCUUCCACUGCCACAUGGACUGGCACAGCCCGAAUCUCCGUAGUGUAUUUGUUUCUGCGCCUGAUGUCAUGCAGAGGACACUGAGGGUCCCGCAGUCAGGUAUUCCGACCAGCGGAAACGUGGUUGGUAGAAAUGACUACAACAUCGACGGUGCGCCAAUCCUUCCUGCACUCCUAGCCAGCCCUCCUCACUAAGGGCGCUGGCCUCAUUACAAUAGACGCACACAUUGUUGAUUAGUGAUUGCAGAUGUGAUACAAAUGGCAAUAAAUAGCAGCAUCA
Molecule: messenger RNA, 1873 nt
Organism: Linderina pennispora
Lineage: Eukaryota; Fungi; Kickxellomycota; Kickxellomycetes; Kickxellales; Kickxellaceae
Exons: 4
Coding region: 298-1788 (496 amino acids)
Molecular function (GO): oxidoreductase activity; copper ion binding
Source: RefSeq, a predicted model, not a curated record